AUGUCAGGCUACUACGGCAAUUCUCACUCUUCUCGGGGCAGCGGAUAUGCUGCCGGGAAUUCUAACUCUUCUCAGGGCGGUGGAUAUGCUGCCGGGAAUACUUACUCUUCUCAGGGUGGUCUGCAUGGCGAAGCUGGUGCUGCACUCAGAAGAUCUUCUGCCUACGCACCUAACUAUGGCAGCAGUGGGUAUUCGCAGCAAUCGCAGUAUCAGGGCUAUGGCCAGUCUGGUACUAGCGAAUGGCAAGGAUACGGGGAGGAGGAUGUUGAGCCCAUCAAGGAGGAAAUUAGGGCUAUCAAGUCUGCGUCGGUGUCCUCGACCAGGAGUGCAAUCCGUGCCGCUGCGCAGGCGGAAGAAAACGGUUUGGAAACACUCCGUCGUCUCGAGAGCGAACGGGACCGCGAUGCUAGCAGAAACCUCAGCCAAGGGACCCGGGACCGCAUUCAAAACCCUUGGCGCUUCGAGAGUGGGGGGGGGUUGGGAAGUGAGAGCUUUCGCCGCCGGUAA
Tuber aestivum (summer truffle) is the source of this 507-nucleotide messenger RNA. The record is from the annotation of a GenBank genome assembly. Lineage: Eukaryota; Fungi; Ascomycota; Pezizomycetes; Pezizales; Tuberaceae.